Molecule: messenger RNA, 3427 nt
Organism: Nothobranchius furzeri (turquoise killifish)
Lineage: Eukaryota; Metazoa; Chordata; Actinopteri; Cyprinodontiformes; Nothobranchiidae
Source: RefSeq, a predicted model, not a curated record
AUAUUCAAUCAAUUCCAGAAUUUUAUUUCAGGCUUUUAAAGGUUACAAGGUUAAAAAAAAGAAUUAAAUCACAUGUUCUUAGAAUUAAACAAUAACGCUUGAACGAAAGUCCAAAUGUAAAAGCCCACACCAAAACAGCUCCUUCUCUCACUCUCUUUGACAAAAUACAGGAAUAUAACUCAAUUUGAAUUUUCAAUCACAGUAUCGUGCUUCAAUUAAUGUCAAGAAAGCUAAAAAAUGUAUUUGUUCCAACAAACAGAUGCAAAUCCAGCUGUUCUAACGCUUAAAACAAUGACCAAAGAGCAAAGGGAAGCUAAGACCAACAGAGGAGGAUUAGCUGUCACUCUUUGUGUGUUAAACAGUCUGUAGUUGUGUGCACAUCAAAGCUUGCAGCUUUAUAAAUGUUUGAAGCAUUUUUUUAUUAUAAACCUUUAAAAUGUAAUGAAUAACUUUACACAUGUAAAAUUGCUGAAAAAUAGGGUGGAAGUUUGCAACAAACAGGACUAAAAAGGAGCACAUGCAGUCCUCUGAAAACAAAAGCAGAUACUCGCAGCUGUUUGAAGUAAACAAAGCAGCGCCUGUUACAGCCGGAAGAGAAUCGUUAAAAAGCUGAGUUUAACCAGUCCAUCUGGUUCCCACCUUACAUUACAUUAAAUUACAUUGAAUCUCCACUGAAUGAACUGCAACCUUCCUGUGGUAUUUUAUAUUGUUUCUGUAGCAAAUCUCAUGUGGUGCCAAGUUUGAGGGGGAUUACAGGUGUAGUCAAAACAGGAUCAUAUAAUUGCUCAAGAUAAAUAAAGAUCCAAAGUCCAAUGUACUCAAUUACAGUGACAGUGUCCUACGGAGCUCCAGCUGGAGUCAGUCGACACAAUCCAGCGGCUCCACCAUGGUUUCUAACUCGGCUAGUAAUGGUUGCCGUGUAGCGAUCCACGCUGGCAGCAUCGUUCUUGCGUUCAUCACUCAGAUAAUCUCAGGCAUCUUUUUUGUUCUGGCUCAGGAAAGCUGCGUUCCAAAUGCACUGUUUCAGACCUCUUCGAGGAACGUGUCUGAGUCCUUCCCACUGGAGGUGUCUAUGGAUUGGUGGUCAGAGACCUACUGGAUCCUGAUUGACCUGUGGUCGAAAGCUUGGCUUAUUUAUGCGGUGGUUAGUCUCUUUAAAAGAAACGUUCUCGGCCCCGAGGCUUGGAAUCCUGAGAUCCACCCUCCCAAGUUCUACCUGAUGUGGGCCACAGUUAACAUUACAAGAGUUUGCAGCAUGCCCUUUUGGGAUCAGCGCUUCAUCCUAUCAGCUGUGGUGCUCAGGUGGAUUCUACCAGUCUACAGCUUUGGCAUGCUCUACAUAUCCUACUCCAACCUCAGCAAACACAAAUCCUGGCUGGCCAUCAACAACCCCAGUGUGAUCCACUGGACUCGCUAUCUGACCCAGAACGGGUUGGCUGCAUUUGCUUGGUGGUCUGUCCUGCAUGCUGCGGUGGGUCUUGGCUUGGUGCUCAAGUACUACGCUUUUGUGGAAGACCCAUUAGUCAGCACCAUAAUCCUGGCCAUCAUCUUCUUGUGUAUCAUCACCUGGUUCAUCCUGCAGAACUUCUUCUUCAGCAAACACAUGCGCCACACCUUCAGUGUUUACGCCGUCCUCGUUCUUGGCCUCGGUUCCAUGUUCACCAGCAGUUAUCGGGUCCAAAACCUCUCCAUAAACACAGCCAUCUGCGGCAUCAUGAUGCUUCUGGUCACCAUCAUGAGCUUCAUCCACCUGAUCAGCACAUGUGUGGACAAGUCGAGCAAACCCGUGGCAGUGGAACCAUACAGGAGACAUGAUGGCUGUGAGACAGUGUGCCAGCUGGGAGGAAAACCCAAAAGUACAUUUCAAGCAAUCAGCUCAUGAGUUUGUGCUAUAUAUUAUUGCCCUAAAGGGGGCAGCAGAGUACCACUUUACACACAGAAUGUAGAAUUAUGAGAAGACCUUUGUUGUACCAGGAGAUGGCACAGUGGGUACCCUGCAUGUGAUGCAACUGGUUUUAUAAAUAGAUAACAGCAGCUUACAAAAAUAUCAACCAAUGUAACUCAAAGCAUUACUUUCAAAUCAAAUGAAUAAACCAAGUAAGGAUUACAAACACCACAUCGGUGUGUUUUUAUCCAACAACGACAUCCUCGUAACAACACAGAGCACAUCUGUUUUCCAUCUUCCUCUCGGGUCCUCUCCCGCUCCGUGACGUUGUUCCACAGAGAUAAUGACGCUGGAUGAAGUUGGUGAGAGCUCUCCGUCUUUAAGAACAGAAUAUCAAACAUGCCCUUUGGCUUCAGAGGAGAGCAGCACCACCUUUGAUGAGGAGACUGAGCUGUAUUAAAUGAAGCAUUAAAUUAAGCGGUGAAAAAGAAGACACAAGGGAUCCAAUAAAUGUGUCAGAGGGGGAAUCAGACAAAAGGAAUGACAUGCAAAGGAGCUGUUGGUCUAACAAGAGGCAGAAACACCUAAUUCUAAUUAUUUGUUUAUUUAUUUAUUGGCUAAUUAAUAACAGAAAUGUCUUUUUGCUGCUGCUGAAGUGCUGCAUCAUAUUGUACAAGCCUCCUGUGUGGUGGGUGGAUGUCUCUGACCUCCAUCAUAAACUCAAAUUGGCAAUUUACUCGACUGUGGUGUAAAAUAAAUAAACAAUUAAAUAAAACUGUUCUGCAGGAGAUUAUUAUCUCCAGUGGGAUGUUAUGGAGAUAAUUGACUUUCAGGAUUUUUAUCUAAACUGCAUUUAAAACCACAUUUUAUCUUAAGCAGCAAAAAACGAUUCAUUUUAAUUCCCUUGCAGAAAUGAAUUAUACAUGCAGAUGGAGGGUGAUGCUGUGGUGCAAACAGAGGGACUUAAUUCUAACUGUACUUUUUAUUAUCAGCAGCAGCAAAGUUUAUUUUAAGAACUAAGAAAGGUUGCUGAUUCUUUUAAAAAGUAAUGAAAUUAUAAUUAAAGGAAUAAUGUUUGUAAAAAAUGAAAAAGGGUGCAGGAGGGGGACUCCGCUGGGUGUUUUUAUUGAUUCCAUGAAUACCUGAUGUGCAUUUUCCUACUUUGUAAAUAUCAUUGCAAUGGCGAUCUGAGAUUUUGUGACCAAUAAUUUAAAGUGAGAAAGGUUUGGCUGCAUAAUGUUUCAGUCUUGCUCCAAAAAGUCCCAAAUCAGGACCUAUGUGGUGUAAGAGCACCCAGAAGUAGCUCAAUAUGUAAAAAUAUUUAGUUCUGCUUAGAUGGAUGGAUGAAUAUUUGCAUCUGAUUGAAACAUCUUGAACUAGAGAAGCAGUUCAAAAUGUUAGUUUGUUUCUUUAAUUAUCCAUUUCAGUUGAAUCCUUGACAGUUAUAAAUAUGAUGUGCUGAUGCAAAAUUUUUUGUAAAACAGCAGAGAAAAUGUUUUUUUCCCCAACUCUAAUCACAAUAAAGUCUUAAUUACAUAGAAA